AUGGCUCAACGAUUGGAAGACGAUUUUGAGCUCCAAGAUAGCUCCAGAGGAAGAGACAAGAGCCUGGAUAGCAUUGAUGAAGCAGCAACCGCAAAUACCUAUGAAAAAACCAUCGGAGAGAGAUUCCUCUCUAAAUUUAGAUGGCUCAACCAUGUUGGAGCCCUUGUUAUUCUUAUAAUUAUUUUGUUGAUUUUGGGAGGUUUAUGUGCUUUUGCUGGAGUGCUAUUUUCUCAAGAACUAGGCUGUGGAGAAGUUUCCGAAUACUUGAACAAAUAUGAAACAGUGGCACUUGAACAAACUUCGAGCUAUACCCAAAUUACAACUGAGUAUGAUAAAGUAAUCACUCAAAUCAAGAAGGCUGCAGACAUUAUGAGUGAGAUUUACAGAGAGCAAAUGUAUUCUGAAAACCCACAUUUGAGAGCAGAAAUUCUUCCUACUGCUUGCCAUGGUAAACCAUUAGCUUUGUUCGAUCUCAACUUCGGACCUUGGAUUAGAAUUAACGAUGACAAGACUUUUAUCGAAGCUCCCUAUGAAUUUCUUGCUGAAGUACCAAAGGAAGAAAUUCCAGAGAGAAAACUUCCAGGUGCUGGAUAUUAUCCACACAAUAUUAGCAAGAUUGAAAUUCAUGAAUGGCUUCGUACCUUGAGUGCUAGUGAUCAAAAAGAAGCUCUUAGUUAUUAUACAGUUAUCAAGAAGCAAAACGACAAACUUGUCUCGGUGUCAUACAGUGACCAAUACAAGGCCAAAUUAACAAAGGCAAGCAAUUACUUGAUGGAAGCUUCUAAACAAUUGACAAACAAGGAUGCUGCAUUGAAGAAUUUCCUUGUUUCUCGAGCACAAGCUUUCCUUUCAAACAAGUAUGAAGAUAGCGACCUUGCUUGGAUGAAUGUCACUGAUGCAAACUCCGUGUUGGAAGUCACAAUUGGUCCUUAUGAAACUUAUGACGAUGAAUUGCUAGGUUUAAAGUCAUCUUUCGAAGCCUACAUUGGUUAUCGUGACACUGAGUACGCCCAGCUUGUCAGUACCAUUUUGGAUAAUUUACAAAAGUUGGAAGAUAACUUGCCUAUGAGAAAUGCUUAUCCUCACAGAGAUGUCGGUGCUCUUAAUUCUAUCCGAGUGAUCAAUCAAAUUUAUGUCGGAGGACAAGCCAACGGUGCCAUUAAAGCCGUUGCUUACAACUUGCCAACCAACGAUGAUCUUGUUCAACAGUAUGGUUCUAAGAGAGUUGUGCUGAAGAACGUCCAAAAAGCAAAGUUUAAUUCGAUCCUUUCCCCAAUUGCCAAGCGUGUAGUUGCCCCAUCACAAACAGGUUAUGUUGUGUUCAAGGCAUUCUUCACACAAGUACUUUCUCACGAAAUUAUGCACGGAUUAGGUCCACACAAAGUUGUUUCAACUGGUCAACCUCUCCAUGAAGCUUUUGGUUCACACUAUGCACCAUUGGAGGAGCUUAAGGCAGAUAUUGGUGGAUUGUGGUUGUUGACCACUUUACUUAACAAUAAUACCAUUACCUUAGAUUUUGGAUUGAACUCAACUGAUGCUACUGCUCCAGCUAACGUUCUUGCUAAGAGAGCAAUCUACACCUCCUAUUUGGCUAGUAUAUUCAGAAGCGUUAGAUUUGGUGUUGAGGCAUCUCCUCAAGCAAAGGCUAAUGCUGCUGCUUUUAACUUUUUGAGAACUAGAGGUGCCAUUGUUGCAGAAAAAGUUGAUGAUCAUACCUACUAUGCUAUUGAUACUGCUGUCUUUGAGCAUUCUAUUCAUGAUUUGCUUGAUGAACUUUUGGAAUUUAUGAUCGAUGGUGACACUGACGAUACUGAGACCUUCUGGAAUGCUUAUGGAAAAGUCUCUGAAGAAAUGAGCGCAGUCCUUAAGGUCUUUGACGAGUUGGAAGAAACCGAUUCUAAAAUUCCAGUUGAUCUUAUUUUCAAUCAAAAAUCAGCAACGGUCACUGCAGACGAAUCCACGCCCACCACAAGGUCAAAAUUUGAAUACGGUCCAAGAUCUUUCAUUCGUUCCUUCAACUUCUAA
Molecule: messenger RNA, 2025 nt
Organism: Naegleria fowleri
Lineage: Eukaryota; Heterolobosea; Eutetramitea; Acrasida; Naegleriidae
Exons: 1
Coding region: 1-2025 (674 amino acids)
Cellular component (GO): cytoplasm
Molecular function (GO): dipeptidyl-peptidase activity
Source: RefSeq, a predicted model, not a curated record